AGACAUUAAGAUAGUUAUAAUCAUCAUGAUUUGUCCUUUUGACGCUGUUUAGAAUUUCUCGGAAGGAUCUCUGAUGUGAGGGAAGUGGAUAACAUGUAGUAGGGUGUUUCACUAUUCCCUGGAUCGAAAUUAAGUCAACUAUUACGAUGAGGGUGAUUUUGACAGCGGUCGUUUUGAUUGGGGUUUAUUGUGAGCUUUCAAAUGGACUUCAUAAGGAUAAGAAAGAAAAGGGAGACAAGCUCGUUAGUUUUUUUCGGGACAACAAUGGGAGUGUACUUUUGCAGGAAAGUUCUGAUGCAAACAGAGAUGGGGGGAGACUCAACAUGUCACAUGUGAUUAACUCCACAAAAGAGGGAAAAUCUGAGGGCAGGAAAUUGUCAACAACCAAGAGCCUCACGGGAGAGGAGGAAACUAAGCAAGGAUACAAUAAUCAUUUGCUAGUUAUAAAAAAAGUUGUCGGAAAGAAGGAAAAUAAAACUGGAAAUGAGAUUAAUGACACCAGCUCUAAGCCUAAAGAACAAAAAACCCAUUAUUAUGACAGUAGCCAAGAUAAAAAGAAACAAAAAGCUAAAUUUCGCCAGCUUCUAUGUGCGCUUUUUAAUGUUUCAAAUGAAAGUGAGGCUUGUAAAAACAAGCACCAUUCUAAGAAGGCAAUGAUAUGGCCAACGAGAAUGAUACCGUGGUUAAAGAGAGUACUUCUGAGUAAGCUGAGUCGAGGAUCAUACAAUCAAAUGCCAUUUCUAGAUGACACGAACAGUCCUAGCGAGUCAUUUUUUGGAGGAGGUAUUCAGAAUGGCUUAUCCGACAACUGGGAUAAUGAUCCACUUCUGAAUAUACGUAGGAAGCAACAUCAUGGUUUGAAAAUGGUUCCCUUGCUGAAGUCGUUAAAGGCAAAGCUGUAUGGCCAUGGAACGCCUGGUAAUUUUGGUAGCCUCAACGAGGCAUUGAAUGGUGAAGGACUUAAUGGAUUUGGCCCAAUGCCAACCCAAGGCAGCUCGAAGCUGAUUCAUCAAAUACUUGGCCAGGCUAUUGGAAGUUCCGACAGGAAUUCUGUUUUAAACGAGAUGAUGCAAGAGUUUCUUCUUGCCAACAACCGGGAAGAGACGGAAGGCAAUGAAGCAUUUUCAGACUUGGCCGAUAGAAAUAGCUUCUCGCAACUUAACAACGGUCUUCAGAGCUCUUCACUUCUUCCAGAGCCCAGCUUACAGCUACAAGGCAACAUGAGAACACCUUUGGCGUCGGAGCAACCUAUUCAUGCCCAAAUGUUGGACAAUGGUGCUCUUGCACCGAUGUCCAAUCAACCAAUUGGUAAUUCUCCUUUGAAAGGUGCAUCUUUCCUAGGAGGUCGUUCUCCUAUAGGAAGAUCUCCUAUGGUUGGAAACCACUUGACAUUUCCCUCGAUGAUCAGGCCACUGGGCCCUCCAACAUCAAGAAGUUCUGAAUUUCAGAGUUCUGUGUUGGAAGCUCCUCAGAGAGAAGGUUCUCUCCUUCAAAGAGCCGGUGGAUUCGACACUCCAAUAUCGUCUUCAGUGCUACAACGCACUUCAAACCCCACUCAGCGUAUGUAUAUGGAAAAUGAAAGGGAAGAGCAAGGUAUUUCUAGUCAGGGAGAUGAUUUUGUAGAACGGAAUGAAGCCAAUGAAAGGCAUUUACCAUUGCGUCAAUCAGUGGGUAAUAAUUUGGUAAUGGAAGAAAUAAGCGACAAUCAGGCGAGAGGAGGAAAUCUUCCAAUGCAAACAAACCCAGAUUUAGAUCGUAUGUUGAAGCUUCAAUCUACUUUUAGGUCACCAGAAAGUUCUUCCAUGUCAAGGGUUGCUCGACUUGAACUCGAUUCAAAUCUUGAACAUGGGUUACAGCUACCGGUUGGCUCCAUGGGUAUGCCCUCUAUCUUAUCUAAGGACGAAGAUUCCAUAAACUUUAACGAUUUAAAUAAUGAUCGAUCCCUUGCAUUUAGAAGAGGAAAAGUUUUAAAAGGAGGGAAAAAUUUGGUUCCCUCAUCAAAGAAAGCGCAAAUGUCACAAAACAAUAAACCUAAUAUCAAGAAGAGCAGGGGAUAAAAGCGGCAUCCACUCCGCUAAUUAAUUUCCUCUGGUGCAUGACUGUUCAGCUGGUAAAAGCAUUCGAUCAUGAACCUUCAUUUGGAGCUUGCUUUUUUUCAAAAUAAGAGAAUCUAACAGUGAGCAGGAAACCAAGCUAGAGUCUCUGCUAAAAAUAAGAGUUUAGUCGACGAGGGUCAGGUUAUUUGAGAGCCUAGGAGUAUUACGGGUGGUAUAGGUCUGACUGUAAAUUGAUAGCACGGCACGUAAACAAGUACUGUCAAAAUCUUUCAAAAAGCGGGCAGACAUCAUUCAUGAACUGAUCAGUAAGGAGGUGUAUACAUGUUAUACAAACCUUGAAGAAAUUGAACAAUACGUAAUGAAAAUAUCGGCAAACCACAUUAGCCAAAAACAAAUAGGAAAAAUAAUAUUGUAUCAUAUGGGCAACUGUCAGUUAUCUUGCUAUUUUCUAUCAGUUAUGGAUUGAAAAAAUAAAGAUAAAAAGUAUA
Molecule: messenger RNA, 2545 nt
Organism: Pocillopora verrucosa
Lineage: Eukaryota; Metazoa; Cnidaria; Anthozoa; Scleractinia; Pocilloporidae
Source: RefSeq, a predicted model, not a curated record